Molecule: messenger RNA, 495 nt
Organism: Neurospora crassa OR74A
Lineage: Eukaryota; Fungi; Ascomycota; Sordariomycetes; Sordariales; Sordariaceae
Exons: 3
Coding region: 1-264 (87 amino acids)
Source: RefSeq, a predicted model, not a curated record
AUGGUCCGUGCUCCUUCGGCUACCUCCCCCGGGCACCAGCCGGCGGCGGUUCGCUUGGUUUGCUUGGAAAGUCUGGAACGAGGCGCUUCACCUAGUUUGUGGCGCACUCAGCCCCUGAUCAACCAAUCUGAUCUCGAAAUCUCCAUCGUUCGUCUGGUCUCGCUCGGUCCAGGUCAGGAACACCCGCAGACGCCCGCACUGCCAGCGAGGCAGGUGAACAAGACCGGGCGGAACGGAAACGAACACUGGCGCUCUGCAAGAUAGACAAGCAGAGACAUGCAAACCCACCAACCACCUCGUCGGCCUUGCUCUCGAGACCGUGAGAACGGUUCGUCAGUGGUUGGACUGGUUCAAAGAGCUUGCAUUAGGGCCAUGCCAAAUCAUCAGUCUACUACCCCACUCGUACCCCGUGGGCUUGCGAAUCUCGCGAGAGUCGUCAUUGGAUUGAGGUCGCGUUGAGUGCUUGCAUCCACAGUUUUCUUUCCCCUCAUUCAC